Penicillium samsonianum is the source of this 855-nucleotide messenger RNA. RefSeq lists its product as uncharacterized. Gene Ontology annotation, biological process: mycotoxin biosynthetic process. The record is from RefSeq and is a predicted model, not a curated record. NCBI's taxonomy places the organism in Eukaryota, Fungi, Ascomycota, Eurotiomycetes, Eurotiales, Aspergillaceae. The transcript has a single exon. The coding region runs from base 1 to 855 and encodes 284 amino acids.
AUGACGCCAACAUCUGAGAAUCAGGAAGAAUGCACUGGUCUUCUCAACAAUAUCGAUAAGAAAAGCCAGGAUCCAGACAUACCUGCAAAUGGCUUUGAGAGUUCGAAGCCCUACAGGCGUCGAUUCCUCAUCCUAAUUCCUAUACUACUUCUAUCUCUCACUACCAACAUAAUCACUCUCUCCAUCAUCACCUCAAACCACAAACCCCAUCGAGCACCAUCGAAAUACGCUGGGCUUCACCUCACCCAAACAGAACCCUACGUCCUCUUAACCGACUACUCCUCCUCCAACACAACCUUAGCAGACACCCUUUGGCACUCCAUAAACAUUGACAGCGGCGUUGUCGCCCUCUCGGACUCCUUCGCUUCAUCCCACAACCUCCGCACGGCGCAACGCUUUCCCUGGGACACAAGCAAAGGAAUCUACAUCCUGCAUGGCUUCCACAACUUGCACUGCCUAAAGAUCAUCUACAUGAGCCUUUCUGAAUUUCGGGACGGCCAGGCACAAUCGCGAACCUGGCACCACAUCGCGCAUUGUCUAGAUGCUUUAAGACGACAGAUUCUAUGCGAUGCGGAUGAUACGCCCAGGGCUACAGAGAGAAGGGCCGAGGUUGUUAGUGGGGUCGGGCAGUAUAGGGUUUGUAGGGAUUGGGGGCAGUUGGAACUUUGGGCGAAAGCCCAUACGGCUUGUUAUAAGCGGCCCGAGAAACCGGGGGAUGAGACUGGAUUGCGGAGGUAUAUGCAUUGUCCGGAGGGGAGUGGGUACGUGAUUGAUGAGGGGUAUGUGCCCAAGGAGGAGAUUUUGGUCGGCCUGCCCGAAGAAUCGAUCGCAACAAGUGUGACACAGGAGGUAUAG